Budorcas taxicolor (takin) is the source of this 1540-nucleotide messenger RNA. It is a transcript of the gene CCDC106, whose product is annotated as coiled-coil domain containing 106. The record is from RefSeq and is a predicted model, not a curated record. The coding region runs from base 282 to 1118 and encodes 278 amino acids. Lineage: Eukaryota; Metazoa; Chordata; Mammalia; Artiodactyla; Bovidae. Gene Ontology annotation, cellular component: nucleoplasm. The transcript is spliced from 6 exons.
GGAGUUGUGUCAGGCACUGUGCCGGGCCUCAUCUCUUCCGACCUCUUGUUGGGUGGAGGAGAAAACCAGCUGUCUCUACUCCCUAGAGAAGGAGCGUCCCAUAAUCUGACUCCAGAUAACACUCGUAGCGUCCCGAGCUUCAGUUCUGGCCCUGGCCAGGCGCUGGGCUGAGCGUUCUGCGUGCGUCGCAUCCCCACAACAGACCUAAAAGGGAUUAUGAUCGCCCCACUUUACAGUGGCCCUGAGGCGCUCAGCUGCCGGGGUCUGCAGAAGGCCGCGCCAUGAACAGCCGAAGGAGGCCAGUGAAGAAGGACAGCGAGGCCUUGGAGAUUUCCAUCCCCUUCGAUGAGACGCCCCACCUGGACCCGCAAAUCUUUUACAGCCUGAGCCCCUCUCGGGGGAACUUCGAGGAGCCGGCGGAGGCUGCUUCCCCGACAGCGGCCCUGAUGAACGGCGUCCGGGCCCAGCUGCACCUGGCCCUGGAGAGGAACUCCUGGCUGCAGAAGCGCAUUGAGGACCUGGAGGAGGAGCGGGACUUCCUGCGGUGCCAGCUCGACAAGUUCAUUUCCUCUGCCCGCCUGGACGCAGACGACCACUGCCGGGGGAAGCCCGGGCCUCGGCGGGCCGAGGGGGACGGCCGAGGGGGGACAGGGGGUGAGGCCUCAGACCCCGAGUCAGCUGCCUCCUCGGUCAGCGGAGCAUCUGAAGAAGGCAGCACCAUGGAGAGGAAGAGGCAGAAGCAGAAAGGAGGCCCAGGCCGGCGGCGCUUCGGGAAGCCCAAGGCCCGGGAGAGGCAGCGGGUGAAGGACGCGGACGGGGUGCUCUGCCGCUACAAGAAGAUCCUGGGCACCUUCCAGAAGCUGAAGAGCAUGUCUCGGGCCUUCGAGCACCACCGAGUGGACCGCAACACGGUGGCACUGACCACGCCCAUCGCGGAGCUGCUCAUCGUAGCCCCGGAGAAGCUGGCCGAGGUGGGCGAGUUCGACCCCUCCAAGGAGCGCCUGCUCGAGUACUCGCGCCGCUGCUUCCUGGCCCUGGACGAGGAGACCCUCAAGAAGGUGCAGGCCCUCAAGAAGAGCAAGCUGCUGCUUCCCAUCACGUACCGCUUCAAGCGGUGAUCCCACCCCACCCGGCCCGGCGCCCGCCCUCCGGCCCCUGCUUCCUCGCCCGGCGGGCCCCCACGAGGGCGGCUCAUUUCCGCUCGGACCGCCACCCCCUCCCCAGGCCCCCUGUAUAUAGUUCUGUCCCCUGGGCCUCUCACAGCCCUAGCGUCCACCCUGCCCUCCGCCUUCCCUGGGUUGGGGGCUGUUCUCCCUUAGUCCUGCUUCCAAGAGGACCACCAUCCAGGGCCCGGUUCUGUCUUCCCUGACCACUGGCACCCCCGCAUCUGAGCGGCACCGUCCUGCCCUCGCUGGGCCCUCCCUCCUGGGGAAGACUGCGGGACCCUGCGGGGCGAGGCCACUGUACAUAUCCCGUCCGCACCCCAGCCCCGCAGCGAGCUUCCCACCCGCCUUCCGAGACCGCCCGAGUCCACACGAGA